UAUGCGGGUGGUGUUUUCUGCCCCGCUUGCCACGCUGUUCGUACGCACACGAGAGCGAAAGUUGACAUAAUCGUCGCCUCUCUGUCAAACUGCCCCACUAUACUUUCUUUUUUGAGGAUCACACGGGAUUAUAUAACCACUCAGACAAACGACAUUGGGUGACCACGUGUUUCUUGUAAAUAAAACGCAUCAUGCACGUCUCAUACACUGUUGUACAGUAUGCGGAGUGACCACAGAGAGCACUCAUGACUGACCAGAACAUCGUCCGAGAGUGGCUUAAAUACCUGGACCUUGAACAGUAUUAUGAAAGUUUUGUGGACAAUGGCUAUGACGAUUUAGAGAUGUGCAAGCAGAUAGGGGAUCCGGAUCUAGAUGCAAUCGGUGUCCAGCAGCCGAAGCACCGGCAGCUGAUCCGGCAAGCAGUCCGGACCCUGCUGGAGAAAGGGGGAACGUCCGUGUACAUUAGCUUGGAGGAGUGCGGCCGGCUUGGGGGAGAGGGUCCCAGAGGGGAUAAGAUGACUCAUGCUUUAUGCCAGGAGACUUCUGAUGAAUCUGGGAGGAAGUCAUCCAUCUCUGCUGACAAGCACUCUUCCUCUACGCACCUCUCAUCAUCACGUGGCAACCGACCGUGA
This is a messenger RNA of Stegodyphus dumicola, 632 nucleotides long. RefSeq names its product SAM and SH3 domain-containing protein 1-like. Gene Ontology annotation, molecular function: protein binding. NCBI's taxonomy places the organism in Eukaryota, Metazoa, Arthropoda, Arachnida, Araneae, Eresidae. The record is from RefSeq and is a predicted model, not a curated record.